Eruca vesicaria subsp. sativa (arugula) is the source of this 1250-nucleotide messenger RNA. The record is from the annotation of a GenBank genome assembly. NCBI's taxonomy places the organism in Eukaryota, Viridiplantae, Streptophyta, Magnoliopsida, Brassicales, Brassicaceae.
CUUUCCUCUUAUCACAGAACUCUAUCAAAAACUCACAGCUUCUCUCCUAUCCUUUUCAGUAACCUCACACUUUUUCUCUUUUCUCUCUCUCAAUCGAUCGAUUGAUGAAGAUCAAGUGCGACGUCUGCGACAAAGAAGAAGCGUCGUUGUUUUGCACCGCCGACGAAGCUUCUCUAUGCGGUGGCUGCGACCACCGAGUCCACCACGCUAACAAACUCGCCUCCAAACAUCUUCGUUUCUCUCUCCUCUAUCCUUCUUCUUCCGACAUCUUAUCUCCUAUCUGCGACAUAUGUCAGGAGAAGAAAGCUCUGUUGUUUUGUCAGCAAGAUAGGGCUAUUCUAUGCAAAGACUGUGAUUCAUCGAUCCACUCAGCCAACGAACACGUCAAGAAACACGAUAGGUUUCUUCUUACAGGUGUUAAGCUCUCUACAACAUCCUCUGUUUACAAACCUACUUCAGAAUCUUCUUCUUCAAGCAGUCAAGAUUGUUCUGUCCCUGGACCUCCUUCUUCCAAGAAACCUCUCUCAGCUCCUCAGAGCAACAACUCCAAGAGCCAACCUACUUCGAAGGUAGGUGGUGAUGCGGCGGUGAAUCAGUUUGGAUCCACAAGCACGAUUUCAGAGUACUUGAUCGAUACGUUACCUGGUUGGCACGUUGAGGAUUUCUUAGAUUCCUCGCUUCCUCCUUUUGGUUUCUCUAAGAGUGGUGAUGAUGAUGGAGUGUCACUUCAAUCUAAGAAUAUAGGGAUUUGGGUCCCUCAAGUUCCUCAAACUCUUCCUUCUUCAUACACAAAUCAGUACUUUUCUCAGGACAACAACAACAAUGUUCAGUUUGGAAUGUACAACAACAAAGAAACAUCACCACAAGUGCAGAUGUAUGCUCCCAUACAAAACAUGAAACAACAAGGACAGAACAAGAGGUGGUAUGAUGAUGGUGGCUUCACUGUCCCACAGAUUACUACGACUACUAGUUUCACUCAUCCUCCCCUUCCUUCUAACAAAAGGCCCAGAUCUUUCUGGUAAUUCACAUGUGGUUUUUGUUUGUUUUCCCUUUUAAUCUUCUUGAUUUUUAGGGUUUUUUUGUUCCGUCUUUUGUACAUUUUCUGAGUGAUUGAGGUUGCUGUUUUAAUAUUUUGUAAUAAUAUGCAAAUUUUUUUCCUAUGCUAAUAAGUUUUCAUGGAGCAAGACUUUAUAUUGUUUUCAUUUCUCAAGGGAAAUAAGUCAAUAUUUAAUGUAUAGUAAGUUCCAAAU